Molecule: messenger RNA, 1294 nt
Organism: Alosa alosa (allis shad)
Lineage: Eukaryota; Metazoa; Chordata; Actinopteri; Clupeiformes; Clupeidae
Gene: spryd4
Product: SPRY domain containing 4
Exons: 2
Coding region: 62-736 (224 amino acids)
Molecular function (GO): protein binding
Source: RefSeq, a predicted model, not a curated record
UAUACGCGCUGAUGAGCCACAUUGCACAAAACUGGUGAACAACAAAACAUCCAUGUGAAAGAUGGCGUUGCCUCUCAGCAUGGCAGGUUGUUGUCGUUUAGCGGGGCGUACAGCGGGCAGCCUGCUUUUCCGACCAACCCGUCGAAUGGUUCUGUCAAGCAGGAGGUGCUUUGUCAGUGCCAGCACAAUUAAUAACCUGCAGUUUAAAUUGGACGACCGAACUGCUCACAGCAGUCUGGACCUGUUUAGGCGAGACACUGCCGUGAUCUAUCGUAUUCUGGGCCUUGACCCCAGCCAUGUGCAAGACAACCCUGAGCGCUUCCGCGACUGGGCCGUGGUGUUCGGAGACAGCCGCAUCACCUCUGGUCGGCACUAUUGGGAAGUGACCGUCCGCAAGUCCCAUGAGUUUAGGCUGGGAGUGGCGGAGGCGGCCAUGUCGCGAGACGAGUGCAUCGGCACCAAUAAUACUUCAUGGGUGUUUGGCUACGUGCAGCGCAAGUGGCACGCCAUGACCACCAACAAGAUGGUACCAGUGCCUCUGGUGGGGAAGCCUGACCGCGUCGGCGUGCUGUUGGACUACGAGGCAGGCCGGCUCAGCUUGGUGGACACGCAGAAGAGCAAGAUCAUCCACACCAUCAGCGCCCAGUUCCGCGGGCCACUCUGCCCUGCCUUCGCUCUUUGGGACGGGGAGCUCCUAACACACUCUGGCCUGGAGGUCCCAGAGGGACUGAACUGAGCGCAGACAGGCCUUAUGUGCCAGUUGCUUCCUAGAAAUGCCAAAUCCUCACUCCGGGAAACAGCUGUCCCUCCUCUCUCUGGACUGUCGUAGCGGAGGUGGAAGUAUUAGGUCCUAUUUCAAAAGACUGCUGGACAAGUAACUCUCAUAACACAUACUCUCACUUAAGAUGGCGGCAGCAGAAUAGCUGUGGCUGCUUUGACUGUCCUUAACCAGCUCCGCCUCAGAGCCAAAGCCCUUCAGUUUGCUCCCCCAGGGUCUGUCUCUCUCAGCCCAUAUCUCCAAGAGGCUGACAAUCUUUUAAAGAUCAUCACUAGCCCAGUCCUGAAGCUGAGUAGAGCGUGGUUGAGAGGGGAGGACAAACUGAUGAGCUCUGGUCAACAUCUUGUAUAGCAUUACUUUUUCCCCUUGUUUUUUAAUGGGUACACAUGGAGGGAACACUUUUGUUACUUUCAAUAUUUGUUGUCAUCGGAACAUUUGUACAGGCAUUUCUCAACACAAGCCAAGCAGGUUUUAUGUCACAGUGGAAUAAAAGUUGCAUUUGGGGUCAGAACUGUU